This is a messenger RNA of Helobdella robusta, 423 nucleotides long. RefSeq lists its product as hypothetical. The transcript has a single exon. Bases 1 to 423 code for a protein of 140 amino acids. NCBI's taxonomy places the organism in Eukaryota, Metazoa, Annelida, Clitellata, Rhynchobdellida, Glossiphoniidae. The record is from RefSeq and is a predicted model, not a curated record.
AUGAAUUAUUUGACGCCAAUGGUUAGCCACUUCGUAAACCAUACAAUGGAUAGAAUUAUAUACAUAGGAUACAACCAUAAAAUGGGAUACAACAGGAUACAAAUGAGAUACAGUAAGAUACAAAUGGGAUACAGCAGGAUACAAAUGGGAUACAGCAGGAUACAAAUGGGAUACAGUAAGAUACAAAUGGGAUACAGCAGGAUACAAAUGGGAUACAGCAGGAUACAAAUGGGAUACAGUAAGAUACAAAUAGGAUACAGCAGUAUACAAAUGGGAUACAGCAGGAUACAAAUGGGUUACAGUAAGAUACAAAUGGAAUACAGCAGGAUACAAAUGGGAUACAGCAGGAUACAAAUGGGAUACAGUAAGAUGCAAAUGGGAUACAGUAAGAUACAAAAUAUCCAAUAUCUAAAAUCCAGUUAA